CUGGACUUCAGUUCUCAACCCACUUCUGGUGGCUCUCACGUUCAACGCUGGUGCAUCCAACUUCCCCUUCUGGCUUCUGUAGGCAUCUGCAGCAUGUUACAUGCAAAGAACAUCGUUCUCAUUGAACAACAAAGUACAUUUCAGGGCUGAAUUCCAAAUGCGCAAACAGUCACACACCCGCCUCUCUGCUCGAGGUAGUGGUGAGUACCCAUGGGAUUAUGCAAGAUAUCGGUGUGGCCAGCCUGUAACGGCAGCAGGUUUGACGCAGGUGAAAGGACAGACAGACUGACCACAGGAAUCAAACCUUUGUUGGUGUACCAGUUUCACAAUGUUCAGGGCGUUUCCUUUGCUCCUCUGCCCUGUCUGGUUUUUCUCGGAUGCUGCACUCAGGGACCGGUAUGCAGUUCUGCCUUCUCCUCAGCUGCACAAGCAGCCUGUUGUGAAAGGCCUCCAGCAUCUCAUGCAGCCGGAGCGUUGGCUAUCUGGAAGCGAAUGUCUCUGAAUGCCAAGGAGCGCUGACUACGGACGGCCAGAUCCCCCAUGUCAUUGCAAAGGCCUUUGGCAACGGGAGUCACACCUCCCUGGGCUUUCUAAUCCUGUUCCACACAGUGGCGAAGUCGCAGAGGCUUCGGUUGAACUGACUCAUCGUCUGCAGACACUUUGGGAAAGUGGGUGUGUCUCCUCCGAGUGUGACAGCAACGUGGUCCUGAGUCCUGCCUGAGGCACAGAGCCAUUCGACAAGUCCUGUAGAGAGCUCUGUAGAUCCCUGACACUGAGUCCACCAAAGCGGAAACAGGCAGGAUCCAUCCAGUCAAAGAUUCCGGAACGUAAUUAUUGGUAUCUGUUUCCUACCGGAAGCCAAAAGGAGAGGAACAGUGCAGGCGGAAAACAUCUCGGGGAACAUUUUUGGCAGAGGGACAAACUAGCUGCUUUGUGCGCGUCUUUGAGUUUGUGUUUCCGGUUGUGCUCUUGCUUGAGUUUGUUUUUACACGAUGCUCCACAGAAUUCCAGCGUUUAUACGUCCUCGUCCUUUCUCGGGCCUCCCUUUGUCCUGUGGAAACAGGGAGGUCUCGGUGGCUGCGAGUGUGCUACCCGCGGCUGGGUCCGGAGCUGUCAGGACAGAAAAUACUAUCCAAAGACAUUUCUGCACUAGCAGAUCCAUCUGUAGUAAGAAAGAUGACCAGUCUGUUCCAGCCAAUGAAACUUCCCAGAAGGCAGCGGAGAGCCAAGGCGAGGGAAAGGAGACUUUGAAGAAAAACCUGCUGGACGUUAUUAAGGACAUGAAAGUGCAACUGAACACAGCAAAUGUAAAAACAACAAAGCCGCGUGGCAGACAACCUCCUGCCCAUCUGGAGACCGCAGUCGGCAGGCUUCAGAAGGCCCUGGGAGAACCUCCAAGGAAGAGAAAUGAGUUCCUGAGUCCUGAGUUGGUGGCAGCGGCAUCUGCUGUUGCGGAUUCUCUGCCUUUCGACAAGCAGACGACCAAGUCAGAGCUGCUCAAGCAGCUGCAGCAACACGAGGAAGAGUCAAGGGCUCAGACAGACAGACAGAAGCGCAGGGUUAGCUUCACUCAAAUAAUAUCGAAUAUGAAAAUUGCCAAAUCCCCUUCGAUGAGAGUUAGUUCAAGACCACAGCACCAGAUUCAGUUUGACGAAGAAGUGGACAGUUCGCUUAGCCAGGAGAAGCCAGCUGAUUUCAGAAGGAGGAAAUGUUUGUUCAAGGGGAAAAGACUUUCGAUUUUUGAUGUUAAGGCGUUUGACGACGAAGCACCUGAACCAGAAGCAGCACCUUCUCUCUGGGAGAUAGAAUUUGCUAAGCAAUUAGCCACAGUAAGCGAACAGCCGUUUGGGAAUGGGUUUGAGGAGAUGAUACAGUGGACAAAGGAGGGGAAACUGUGGGAGUUCCCAGUUAACAAUGAAGCAGGUCUUGACGAUGAUGGCUCAGAGUUCCAUGAGCAUAUAUUUUUGGAGAAGCACCUGGAGGAUUUCCCCAAGCAAGGACCAAUUCGCCUGUUCAUGGAGCUGGUGACCUGUGGCCUCUCGAAAAACCCAUAUCUGAGCGUUAGACAGAAGGUCGAGCAUAUAGAGUGGUUCAGAAAUUAUUUUAAUGAAAAAAGAGAUAUUCUCAAAGAAAAUAACAUUCACUUAACAUCAUGAGGAAAAAUUUUUAUUUAAACUGUUGAAAAUGUAUAUUAUAGCUAAGUAAAAAUUUUAUCAAAA
Molecule: messenger RNA, 2219 nt
Organism: Rattus norvegicus (Norway rat)
Lineage: Eukaryota; Metazoa; Chordata; Mammalia; Rodentia; Muridae
Source: RefSeq, a predicted model, not a curated record